Messenger RNA from Sphaerodactylus townsendi, 2063 nucleotides. Its product is annotated as flavin-containing monooxygenase FMO GS-OX4-like. Bases 255 to 1577 code for a protein of 440 amino acids. NCBI's taxonomy places the organism in Eukaryota, Metazoa, Chordata, Lepidosauria, Squamata, Sphaerodactylidae. The transcript has 6 exons. The record is from RefSeq and is a predicted model, not a curated record. Gene Ontology annotation, molecular function: flavin adenine dinucleotide binding; N,N-dimethylaniline monooxygenase activity; NADP binding.
GAGUUGAAUGUGCAAGCACUGAAACAAACCCCUGACCCCCGAAGGCUUUCUUGGUUGCAGAAUGUCAAUCAAAAACCAGGCACUGGGAAUUACAACUUGUAGCCUGACCUUUGCACUGGUUUGGGGUGGGGGGAAGGAAGCGGGGCUCAGAUUUUCUCCGGCAGGAUUCAGUUUGCCACCCCGGCCACCCACUGGGCUGAGGCACUGGCGAAGGAGAAGAGGCGAUUCCACUCCAGGCGAGGACCUACUGCAAGAUGGCGUCAAAGAAGUUGCGUGUGGCAGUGAUUGGGGCAGGAGCAGCGGGGCUGUGUGCUGCCCGCCACAUCCUCGCCUGCCCAGACGCUUUCCUUCCUCCAGUGGUGUUUGAGGCCUCUGACCAAGUGGGAGGCACCUGGGUUUACACAGAGCAGACUGGAGAAGACGCCGAGGGAUGGCCCAUCCAUUCCAGCAUGUACCGCGAUCUCAGGACCAACCUUCCCAAAGAAGUCAUGGCCUUUCCGGAUUUCCCCUUCGACCCGUCUCUGCCGUCAUUCUUGCAUCACUCAGAUGUGCUGGCCUACCUGGAAAGCUACAGGGAAGAAUCUGGCAUCCAGGACCACGUCCGGUUCCGGUGGCAAGUGGAUGAUGUUCGGCCAGUGCUUGGGGACCAGGGCUGGGAUAUCAGAGCAACUGUGAGGGGAUCGGGAUCCACACACCGUGUCUCGGAACAUUUUGAUGCUGUUAUGGUCUGUACUGGCCAUUACAGCGUCCCAUACAUACCACCCAUCCCUGGCCUGGACAGUUUUCAAGGCUGCCUUCUGCACAGUCACUCGUACCGCUGCACAGAGCCCUUUGCAGGCCUGACGGUGUUGCUGGUGGGUGCAGGCGCAUCAGGUGUUGACCUGGCCCUGCAGCUGUCUCCUGUGGCUGCUCGGGUGGUGCUGAGCCAUCACGGGCCACCUGUGUGUGGGCUGCCUGAAGAUGUCCUGCAAGUACCCCGGCUCUUGAAGGUGGCAAAGGAGACAGUGGAGUUUAGGGACGGCUCAGUGCUGCAGCCUGAUGUCUUGAUUUUCUGCACUGGCUACCGGUACUGCUUUCCCUUCUUGCCCUUGGCCCAGCUGGGCUUACAGGAGACGGAUUAUGGGGUAGGCCCCCUGCAUCGCCACUUGCUAGCCCCUCGACACCCUUCCCUGUUCUUUAUUGGCCUCUGCCAGCUAAUCUGCCCUUUCCCGCACUUCCACUGCCAGGUGCUGUUUGCACUUGCAGUGCUCCAGGGUCGCUGCCGCCUUCCUUCUGCAGCUGAGAUGGAGGCUGAUGCCCAGGAGCAACUGGAGCGAUACCUGAGGGAGGGGGGAUUGGCUCGGCACUUUCUGAAGCUCAAGGCUCAACAGUGGAGUUAUGCGAAGGAGCUGGCCCACCUGGCAGGCUUCCCACCUUUGCCACCUGCAGUCCAAGCGAUCUAUGAAGCGACACGGGCCAGACGAUGCCACAACGUGAGCACCUAUCGUGACACAAAAUACCACUUGUUAGGUCCCGACGCUUGGGAAGAGGUGCAGGAUUCUGGCACAGACCUGGAAGACAACAGAAAGGCCGAGUGAAGGUCUUCCAGUGUGGACAUUGGGACUUCUGUACGCUGUGUAGGGGAAAGAGGACUCUUUUGUGGCUUCUCCCCAAGGCCCAGCUCCAGACAUAAAGGGAGCCGGCCUGAGAAGAAUGAAGUUGGGAGAGAAAACAAUAAUAAGCCCCACAGCCUCAUAAAGGCUGACAAAUGCACUGCAGCAGCAAGCGUUUGCGUGGGCAAAAGUGUGAAACAGACAGUGCACGUGACGGAUAUAUUUAUAUAUCUCUGUGUGAGUGGGUAUGUGGAGAUCUGUUUUACCAAGUGAGUUUAAAAGAUAAAUGAACAGUUCCUGAUAACAGUGCUUUGAAGAUCAAAAUUGACAAAGCCGAUGGAAAGAUCCGAAAAAAUAGACGAUUCAGAAAUGGUUGGAAUAUAUAUGGGAACAAGUGACAGUAGACAUUUUUGGAAUAUUAUCAAAGAAUAAAACAUGGCAAGAAAAACAGGAUGAAAUAAUGAAGAUAUG